AUGUGUGAAAAUGAGUGAUGAUUGUGUCUUUACUCCAAACAUAACUCCUAUAGCCGACUCUACAGUUGCUAAACCGUUCUGUGCCGAGAGAACGAUGUCGGGAGGGGAGACUUCGACGGAGAACUUAUUCAAGAAUAUCCAGGAUUUCUCGUCUGUACUCAAGGACUUAUCACUGAAUAUCGAGUACCCUCGUGUUGGAGCUAGACAGAGUCCAGGAGAUAAUAAUAAUGGAUCAGUUAGUCCUGCCAGAUCCUCGUUAGGACUCCUACCACCGGAGACUUUCGCCAAUAUGUCUGUAGCUGAUUCACUGGAUGGAUCCAUCAAUUUUCCGGCCUUUAAUCUCGGAAAAAAUAAAGAAAAUAAUGCUCCAAGAAAACAAAGGUAUGAGGUUGAAUCUGGAAUCCUGGAUGAAGACGGAGAAACAGAUCUAGAACUAUUCCUGGAUAAAAAGGAUUUAAAAGCUUUAGAUGCUAUGUAUACUCCGUCCGGGACGGAUACAGACAAAGAACCACCGUCCUCUCAUCUUGUGAGUUCAGGAGAAGAGUUGGCUAAACCUCUGGAAUUAUCUGCUCCGGAUAAGAAAGACGAGGGUGUUCCGUCUGCUCUUCUCGCUGCCAACUAUAGUCUCAACAAUACAGAUAACCAGGACUCGCCUAAACUUCCCCCAAGGAUACCAGUAGGUUGGGGUCAAUUCGAGUCCUUGAUGGAGAACAGUUCUGCUCAGCAGUCCUGGAAUGAUUCUGCUCAAUUAUCCUUUAACGGAUCAGGAUACCCGUGGGAGCAGCUUAUCCCUAAGCAUCCUAGUAUCCAGAUGAAGUCAAGAAUUGAUGAAGAGUCGGAGCUAAAUGAUCCCUUGGAUCCGUCCUUCUGCUCUGGCAAGAUCUCAGCAAGAUCAACCUCCCUGGGACCUACAGGAAAAAUUGGAGACUCGACGCGAGACGAGAACUUUAGUGAUUUUUCUAAACCUGCAAAUACAUACGCUUCCAGCUCAGGGUUUAGUCAAUACUCUGAUUAUCACCAGGACGAGAAUGACAGCGUGUUCCAUAGUGGGUUUCCUCCGCAUCAAGCCUUCAAUCCAUUUGAUGAUAUGGAUAACAUGGUGCAGGCUCAGGAUUCAGAUGAGUUCCAGGAGUUCGAUCAGGUCGGAGAGAAGGGUUUGACGGAGUUCCUGGAUCAGGAGGAGAAGGAGUGUCUGGAAAAGAAUCAGUUUCUUGAAGAAGAACCUAUGGAGGAACCCCAGAAUACUUCAGGGUUCUCCGGAAUAUCCGAUCAGAGUAUUGUUCUACGUAAUAACCGUUUAUGGGCUGGGGACACUAGUGGAGUAAACCUGGAGAAAUUACGGGAAGAAACUAGAUUGUCUAGAUGUGAAUACUUCAGACAUAAUUCUUCCAGGCUCGGUUCCCUCGAAGAUUCUAUACCUGAGGGAGAAAGACCGGUAUUCGGGUUUGUUCACAAGAUCAGAUCUCCGGAGCACCGUCCUCAACCUCUCUUGGACGGAAGUUUUGGCUCUAGUAAUGAGUCUAGUCGGGCUACAUAUAGUAUAGGACCCAGCAGUCAAUCAUCACACCGGCUCACUGAUUUGGUUCCUGGCAUCAGUACCAUCUCUAGUACGGAGAAGAUGAAGGAGUCCCAAGGCGGAAACAGUGAAACUUCUCAGGUUCAUCAAGGAAGAUUGAGCGGAGAGAGUGGUGGAUCAGGGUCUGGACAGAGCUCAGCAGAAACUACAUAUAUGCAGUCGGGAGAAAGUACCAAGACCGUGGUUUCUCUUUGUGAUCAGUCGGGUACACUGAAGGCUGAGGAUUUAGCUGAUAGGCUGGAAGCUCUGGCUGAUCAGCUAGGAAGUCCAGGGGGACCGAACGUCAGUUAUCCUGAUGUAGUUGAGGAUAGCUUAGGACAGGAUAGAGAACUGGAGAAAUCUCUGCAGGCCCUGGUGGAGGGAGAAAUCACCCUUAAGACCAUUAGUAGAGCCCUCUCGGACGCCAGUCUAAGCUCUGAUCCACAACACUUCGUAAAUCUUAUCCGAAACUCAUUAAAAGCAAAACUAGAAAAUGAAGAUAAAUCUGGGACAACGCUUGGUAAAAUGAACACUGAGGAUAAGUCUCUAGACAGUAUGUUAGACGAGCACUGUAUGAAGACCCUGGAUAAAGAGUUUGGAACUAGUCGGAACAGUAUUCUCUCUCAAAGAAAUCAUUCUCAGGCAACCAGUGUUGAACUCACUACAACGCCGAAGAAUACGAAACCAAAUUCUCUGGAGAAAGUCCGAAGAAAUCUGUCUGACGUGAAAAGCAUCGGGUUCCGAAACGAAAUCACGGGAUCUUUAGAGAAACUAAGAUCUUCUACGUCAAAUAAAAAUCCUCUAUCUAGCUCAGUAAAACCAAUAUCUAAACAUAACUCUGUGAGUGAACCUCCAACUCCUAGAGAUACUCCAACUCCACCACCUCUCAGUAAAUCCUCCUCAGUUCCCUACAAUCUAGACAAUUCAAGGAGGAGAAGAGCAUCAGCAACCCGACACAGUUCUCCGAUCAAGAAAUCUCCAAAGAAAACUGUCCCAACAAACCGAACCCCUUCUACGGAUUUAAAUAAUCUUCUUCAAGAAGCGGAGACAACGCCAAGUCUAUACUUAUCCUCAAGAAAACAUUUACACACGUCAACGCCAUUCCAUCCAAACCUGAACCUUUCCACCGUCAUUCUAGAUAAUCUUACCAGGAACAAAUCUAUUUCUCCGCUAGUGAACCCGGAUUUAUCAAUCAAUGCCGUUAACCUAGACGUAAGCACAGUAAGUCCUGACUUUUACACGUCUCUCCAUGUACCCCAAUCAGUGGGACGAGGAGGACCUGCUUCAGUCUGUCCAGUAACUUCGGCAGCACAGAUCAGUGAACCGUACUUUCAAAAGCUUUAUAUGACAGAUUUUGAGAGUAAUGAUACAUUUAGUUCUCAUUCAUGGAACAAACUGCAGGUGCCAAUAAUUCAUAAUUUAACUUUCGAGGUUCAAGCAUUAAUCAAGGUUUCCAAGAUAUGGAUCGGAAGCUUAGAUAUUCCAGAAGAGUUCUGGAAGAAUGUGCUGAACUUUAGCUCUGAGACCUUAGUGACAGUUAAUUCGGAAACUAAGUUUGUGGAGCUUGAUUUCUUUGCCAAGAGAGAAGGAGCCUUUGCAUUGAACCUUGGUUUAGUUUCUCCUGGUGGGUUAUCUAGCACUGGUAUGGCGAGAUUUCAAGUAGAGGAACCAAAUCUUCGGGUUCUUACAAGGAACGGACAAAGUAUAGAUUUUGGAACUGUUCCAACUGGAAGUGUGACGAGUGUUCCAAUUAUGCUGGUGAACGGAGGAACUCCAGAUCUCCAUCUCUACCUUGAGUUAGUUUCAUCCAGUUCCAUCUUUUCAUUCUCACAAUCUAACACUGAGAAGGUUUUGGAGUUCCAGAUCCCAGGUACUAAGGGGAAUGGUAAGGAAGCGGUUGCAAAAGAGAUCAAGGUCUGGGGGAACGCAGGACAUGUUCCUGAGUAUUCAGAUCCCCGUGUUUACGCUGCUAAACUUAUUGUCAAGCUUGGAUCAGCCACCAGCGAGAUUAUCCUUGGAACUAUUGAAAUCCUGUUCCGAGUUUGUUUCUCUAAACUUGUGCUCCCGACUACUGGGAUCGAGCAGUUUACAUGUAUAUCUGGAGAAAAGGGUGUUCAAACCAUACAAGUUUUGGCUCAGGGUUCCCUCGCUCUAGAUGUAGAAGUUUCUACAGCUAAUAUACCGGAGGGAAGAUUUAUGUUUGAGAAACGGUUCCAACUUGCUCCUGGUUCUGUGAAACCUCUUACUCUGGAGUUUAACUCUUAUGCCGGAUUUUACGGGAAGCGUUCAAUUGAGUUCACAUUCACAACUCAACCUGGAAACAUCGUCCACAAACUUCAUUCUCAAAUAAACAUCGUUCCUAAAGCUCAGGCAUCUAUUUUUAGUUCCAACAAUCCUGGUUUAAAGCUUGGUGUAAUGGGGGGAGGAGAUGAGAACCUUGAUAGGUUUCCUGUAGAAGCGGAUAGAUCUCUGAUAAACUGGUUUGCAGUUGAACCUGGAAGCUCAGAGGAACAAGUUAUAAAUCUUAGAAACUCAUCCAACUCGACAGUUGUGCUCAACAUCAUGAUCCGGGACGCAGAUUGUUUUAAAAUCUCAGGACCUGCCGGGUUAGAAACCUCGACUAAACUAGUCUUUGCUCCUAAAGAAACCAAGAUACUGAAUCUAGUAUUUUCUCCCAACAUAAUGAGCACUUUCAAAGGAAAACUGGUUUUAAAACCUCAAAAUAUGAAGGUAGGAGGGAAAAUUAUAAAAGCUAGUCUUAACCUGGUCGGAUCUGCCGGUUCCUCCGAUAUCCAAAUCCUGGAUCUGAAAUCUGUAAGUGAGUCGUCCUAUCUAGUUAACAUGGAUAAAGAACCUCCGACAAGACGGGAGUUUAGAAUUACCAAUACCGGUAGUUCUCCAGGGUUUGUUAAACUUCUGUGUACAGAGGAGAUAGGUAGGAAAUCUUUCAAGGUUCAGAUAUCUCCAGACUGCUUUAUUCUUAGUAAAGGAGAAACUAGAAUAGUCGCUGUCAAUUUCUCCAUGGAAUUUCACUUUAAUUCUGCCACUAUAUUAGUUUUUUUUGGACCAGAGAUAGUGAGAAAUGUUUACCGAAGGGCAAAAACACUUCCCGGAGCCGCUAGACUGAGUGGGAGUCCUGCGAUUCAUGGAGUGGAUUUCUCCAUGAAGUUCCCAAGGGAGGAGGAGAUCACAUCCGCCCAGUUCAGCGGAGAUCUAACAGGAGAAGACGUGAUGCACUUGUAUAAUAAGACAGAGAAGCAUACAAUCAAGAUUCAGCUACCAGAGAAGGUUGCAACAUUUGAUGAGUUAACCGUAGAAGAAACGUUGAGCGAAACCCGUCUUAACGCUACUUCAAUUCCUCACAGUCCCCCAACAACAGAUACAGUGCGCACUAGAUCUCAACUUCAGAUUUCUCCGAGUAUUGUUUCUCUUGAUCCUGGAACGGAAUCCAUAGUUAAAAUAUCCAAUCUGGGAUCUUCUAUUGUACACUGGGACUUAAGCUGGUCUUCAGGACACCUAACCUGCUCUCCUCCUGCAGGUCAACUUGCACCUGGAGCUCAAGCAAUCCUGCUCAUCUCAACUAGACAAGAUAUUAGUCUUGAUCCUCAGGGGUGGAAGGGUCAGGUUGAAAUAUUUAGUGAUCAUGCUGUAGACACUAUUAGCGUAUUUAUUAAACCUGCCAACUUCUCCGUGCAUAAGCUUGUAGUUAAUCCUACUCUGAUAGAAUUCGGAAACGUGGUUGUUGGUUCUCAGGACCGGAGAACUGUGAACCUGAGUAAUCCUACAGCAGACCUGGUUCAGUGGAGAGGUUUUAUUGAGAAAUCAUAUUUUUCCCUGGGACAACCCAAUGGUCUUCUCAACCCGUCACAGACUGUGAGUGUGCCGAUCAUGUUUAAACCUGAGGCUCCAGGAGCUACCAGAGCUGUUCUUGACUUUACUCUUAAUCCUCUUAGGGGAGGAAAAGAUGGUAUUACUGCUGGUCCUCCUGUCUCCUCAGUUCUUCAGGGAGUCGGAGUAUCCCUUCAGUAUUCAGAUCAAGUUAAAAACCAACCCAUCAAUUCCAUAGAUGCGUUCACGACAGAUAUUCUACCUCUGGCCGCCAUCUCCUACUCUAACCCUAACCAUAGAGUUCCUACAUCUGUAAACCUUUCCAAUGUUAAUCAACCCGUCUUCCUGCCCCCUCAACCUGGUUCUCCUUCUCAUCUACUCAACACUUAUCCAGUCUCCACCCCUUCUAGACAGGAUACAGAUUUAACCCUUGGUAAAACAACCGGAGCUAAAAAGUCCAAGGGGACAUUGAGCUUAGAGAAGGAUAAUAUUGUAUUUGAAACUGCGGUUGGGAGAACUCAAGUUCUAAAGGUUAUGAUUAAGAACCGAACUCCCGAAAAUCAGUUCAUUAAAGUGUUCUUGGAACCGGGGAGCCCGUUCUUAAUUAUCCAUGAGACUCUGGAGGUUAAAAGUCAAAGUUUCUCCCGGUUUCCUGUUCAGUUCAAACCAAUCCGACCUGGACGGUUUGGCGCUCAUCUCCAAGUCAGCUCAGCGUCAGGAUUGAACCUAGUUGCAACCCUCUCCGGAUAUGCCACAAUAAAUCCCGGAGAUUCUCAGCUCAGUCUCUCCCCCUCUCCCAGAUAAAGUUUUAUGCCGAGGUCAAAUGAUCUCAAAAUAUUUUUACAGAUUAGAUUAAAUUUAUUGUCUGCUUAGAGAUAUUCUUUAAAGUAUUUUAUGUCCAGUUUAUUAUUAUAAAUCAACCAUUUAUUCCGUUUUUCUAUGUUUAUUAUCUAUGUGAGAAAGUCUUUCAUGAGAAUUGGUCUCAUACAACGGUCUUCAAUAUAGACAACCGAGUCGGUUUUAUUUAUGCCCAAUUCCUUCCAGUACUAACGGUUUCAGAGGCUUAAUUGGGAAACUUUGUUAGCCCCCCCCCCCCCCCAUCCCAUCCAAGUUUAAGCACUGUAUUUCUCUUUUCUGACCAUGCUUUUUCUGUUUCUUUUUUAUUAAGCAUUUCUAAAUCCCUGUGUACUGUAUUGUUAAAAAAAUGAAUAUAUAAUGUAAUUGAAUGCUUUUAUUAUAUUUGCAUGCAGCUAAUAAUGCUUAUCUAAUACGCCUCACGGUACAAUUAACACAUUACUUAAAAAUACAAUAUAUAUAUAAUAUAUAUUUUUGUCCAUUGAA
Eurytemora carolleeae is the source of this 6724-nucleotide messenger RNA. RefSeq lists its product as uncharacterized. NCBI's taxonomy places the organism in Eukaryota, Metazoa, Arthropoda, Copepoda, Calanoida, Temoridae. Bases 11 to 6187 code for a protein of 2058 amino acids. The transcript has 16 exons. Gene Ontology annotation, molecular function: protein kinase binding. Gene Ontology annotation, cellular component: centriole; pericentriolar material; cytoplasm. The record is from RefSeq and is a predicted model, not a curated record. Gene Ontology annotation, biological process: centriole replication; mitotic spindle assembly; centrosome duplication.